Molecule: messenger RNA, 3478 nt
Organism: Scylla paramamosain (green mud crab)
Lineage: Eukaryota; Metazoa; Arthropoda; Malacostraca; Decapoda; Portunidae
Product: coiled-coil domain-containing protein 22 homolog
Exons: 15
Coding region: 1263-2216 (317 amino acids)
Biological process (GO): positive regulation of ubiquitin-dependent protein catabolic process
Molecular function (GO): cullin family protein binding
Source: RefSeq, a predicted model, not a curated record
UCUCUCUCUCUCUCUCUCUCUCUCUGGGGUGGCGCGAAAUAGACUGACAGCCGACAGGGAGGAGUGGAAAAGGUUGGAAGAAGCAACGUUUGUCGUGACUUGGAAUUAAACCCGUUCCAGAGUCAAGAUUAGACAAGAGUACAUAACAACACUGCCAGGUUCAGGAGGUAGGCGGUGACCAGUGUCGUGGCCAUAUCUUGUUAUUUCCGGAGCUGUAGUGUGUGUUACUAGCCAGAAUGGAGGAGGUGGACAAAAUCCUGAUUUUCAUCUUGAAUCAUCUCGGAUGUGACAUUGAUGAGGAAAUGAAAACAGUAGGAAGCUUUGGAAUUGAGAAGGUGGUGGGAGGUGUGGUAAGGUGCCUCCAUGCCAUCUGCAGUGACUGUGACUUACCCACCUCCCUGCCACAAAACAUGGCGCAACGCUUUAGGGCAGCUGCUGCCAUUGCUCAGGCUGUAAAGGAUACUGGAUACCCUGGGGAUAUUGGCUACCAGUCUCUCUUGUAUCCAAGUGAAGCUGACCUUCGUAGGAUAUUUAUGUUCUUGAUAGAAAAACUGCCCAGGGACUCUUCUCCAGUGUCUGAUGAACCGAUCAACAAAGCAACUCUGAUUCACCGUGAGGCCAAAAAAAAAGUGAGUGAGGCCCUCUCCCAGCCCUGGAUACCCCCCCCACUGUCGCCACAUAAUACGCAAGAACUCCUCCCAUGCCUCUCUCACCAAGUAUGGCACUGCACACACACAGGGGUUCACAUCCAAGCCAUUCAGAGGCUAUGAGGACCCAUCACAACUCAGCACAGUUACAGGUGGUAACAAGCUUAACCCUUACUUAGCAAAGAGCUCAGAAAGCAGGCAGGUUUGCUUGAGAUAAUCUUUCUUCUGCUUCUGUGGUGAAACUACUCUAGCCAGUGAAAAAAUACUAAGUAGUAUAGUUGAGCUCUACACAGCCAGUCAUUGCUGCUGUUCAUCUUGCUACGGUAGAUGAAGAAUUACUAUGGAAACCACCUGAGGAGAGUGACCAUGUUAGUGGGUUAUAACUGUCUGCUGGCAACACUGCUCAAUACACACGCUGCUCAGCUGGAGGGAGAGAAAUUCAUCCCAUCUGGUAAUAAUAUUAAGAAUAACAAUGAGAAGGUGAACCUGGAACCUCUAAUGAGUGAGAGAAAUGUACCCGAGGCAGUUCACUAAACACCCCCUGCUGAUCUUGCUGUCUUAUCCAUUCAGGCAACCAGCAUCAAGAGUGGGGCACAGGAAAGUGACACAACAUCCAUGGAGGGGAAAACCACUGAUCAGAAGGCAGCAGCAAGUAGUGAGGAGGAUGCAGCCAGGAGUCGAGAGGAACGCUUGGCCAGCCUGGAAGAAGAGGUGGCCAAUGUCAAGAAUAAGAUCAAUGAGUGCACACAGGGAAUGGAGGAUGCUCAGGACACUUUAGCAAAGCUGACUGAUGAAAUAGCACAGGAGGAGGAGCUGACCAAAGAGAAGAGUAAAGAUGCCAAAACAAUGCAGCGGACAUCUUCCCUUCUGCCUGAGUCAGAUGUCAACAUCCAGAAAUUGAAGGCUGCAUUAAAGAACAGUGAGGAGAAAAUGGGUCGCCUCCAGCAGCAGUGGAAUGCCCACAGGGAGCCUCUAAGUGAACAGCUGGCUUGCCUCACCCUGGAGAUAGAAGACAAGAAGAAAAACAAAGAGAAAAUCUUAGAGAACAUUGGUUCACUGAGGGACAAGAUGAAGGCCAUGGUGCAGGAGGCCUCUAGGAAGGAGUCUGCAGAGGCUCAGCUUAAAGAACAAGUGGAAAAAAUCACUAAAGAUGUCAACAGAUCUGUGCACACCAAGAGAAUUAUAGACAUAAGUGCAAAAGUUCGGAAACAGAAGCAAGAGAUUGACCGAGUGCUUGCAGACACCAGGACCAUACAAAAGGAAAUAAAUAUCCUCUCAGGGAAACUUGAGAGAACCUUCACAGUAGUUGAGGGGACAGCAUACAAGGAAGCUGCAAACAAUGAGCGAGUGCGCCAGGUGUACCGAGCAGUGGCAGCUGUGCAUGAGGGGUGUGGGGAGCUGGUGGACAUUGUGAGGGAGACCGGGGCAACGCAGAGGGAAAUAUCUGACCUCAGGGAACAGGUUGACUUAGAGAAAACCAAGAAUGUUGAAGAGAAGCUGGAGCAGCUGAGGGUGGAUCUGAAUCAAGUGAAGAAAGAAAAUGCUAGUCUAAAGAAACAAAUUGCGUAGGAGGUAAUGAUGGGAGUAUGAGUUGAUCUAAUCAUCACUGACUGUAGCAUCAUAAUAACUUCCAAACUGUAGUUUUCAUUCCAGUUUUUAAUUCCAUAUUUCAUUCACUGCCAUAUUUUAUAUCAUUUACAGGCCAUAGUAGUUACAGUAGUUUGUCAUCCAUCUCUGUAAAUCAUCCAGUAUUUUAACCUUAAGAUUUUCCAUUAAGCUUGUUACAAAAAGAAAUAUUGCACCAACAUUCUUCUUCUGCUAGAUAUUAAAUGGAUAAUGGAUAUUCUUUAGCUAGUUAACUGACUGCCAAUGCUGUCUUGCUAAAUUUCAAGAGGCCCAAAAAAGGGAGAAAGACAUUAAACAUAAUGCAGUUGAUUUUUUUUUUUGUCAGAUGAAAUUAUUUGGUCUGUAAAUUAUAUAGGAACUAUUUAAUUUUGCAUUUCAGUGAUACAUAAAAAGUGCUUUAUGUUAAACUUAGUUGCUUUAGAAAGUGUAGUUGUGAUGACUGGGUGAUUUACAUUUGAUUCAAGUGAUUACUUCUCACACGCUGUAGUAGACACAUUUUUCCAACUCCCAAAAAUCCCUAGUAGAAAAUUAAUCUUCACUUCACUUCAGGAUAGUGACAGGUCAAGUUAGAAGCUGACCUAGGAUGAUUCCCCUAUCUUGAUUAUUAGUAACUGCAAGAAUUUUAACAUGCUUCAAAUGCUCAGUUGCUAUAUUACUGUUGAUAUAUUGUUGAAAGUAUAAUUAGUAUAAGUGUAUAUAUUAUAAUUUGGUGAAUGAGUGCAUUGUGGUGCAGCAUCUGUGAUACAUAGGACCAGUGGUGAAUGUUAAGGGCAGGGCUGGCUAGGAUCUGCCAUCUCAGGUACUUGCAGUGCUGACUCCUUUGGUCCAUGUGGGGACCUAUUGGAACUGAUACAGUGACCAGAUUUGUCUGAUUGUAGUGAUUUGUAGCAAGAUCUGGAACUGGAACACAACAGGCUGAUGAAAUCCUGUAUGGUGGGGAACAUGCCAGACAUGAACUCCAAGUGCUGGUUGACUCCAGAUACUGGUCAUGUUUUGUGUUUGCAUAAAGCUAUUCCAGGAAUACAUAUAUUUUUGUAAUUGUUUGUUAGUAAUAUGCAUACAUAUGUAUAUGUUAUUGUUUUUCAUUAUAUGAGAAAAAUAAGAGGAUAUUCAUCAAUAUUUGCAUUGUGGAUACUCAUUGAAAUGCCAGCUAAUCAAGUGAAAAUGACUAAGAGGUAAUUCAGUAAAAUAAAGUCUGUCUCUAA